Larimichthys crocea (large yellow croaker) is the source of this 1680-nucleotide messenger RNA. RefSeq names its product adaptor related protein complex 1 subunit mu 2 (gene ap1m2). The record is from RefSeq and is a predicted model, not a curated record. Gene Ontology annotation, biological process: vesicle-mediated transport; intracellular protein transport. Gene Ontology annotation, cellular component: clathrin adaptor complex. Bases 206 to 1480 code for a protein of 424 amino acids. Lineage: Eukaryota; Metazoa; Chordata; Actinopteri; Sciaenidae. The transcript has 12 exons.
CGACAGGAACACAAAAAAAAAAAAAAAAACCCGACACGGUGGAUUUGAGGAUCAGGUCCGAUUAAAGUCCGUGUGUCUGUGUGCAGCUCGGUCUGAAAUGAAACGAGCCUGAGACGUGAAGACUCGAUCCACACCUGAGACCAGAGACCUGCAAACUUUGGGACUUGUUCCGCCGCGUGUUGACGCUCCUGCGCGGACUCACACCAUGUCUGCCUCCGCUAUAUUCGUGCUGGACCUGAAGGGGAAGGUGUUGAUCUGCAGGAACUACAAAGGCGACGUGGACAUGGCGGAGAUCGACCACUUCCUGCCUUUGCUGAUGCAGCAUGAAGAAGAAGGGCUCCUCUGUCCCGUGCUGUCACACGGCAGCGUUCACUUCUUGUGGAUCAAACACAGCAACCUGUACCUGGUCGCCACUACAAACAAGAACUCCAACGCCUCCCUUGUCUACUCAUUCUUAUACAAACUAGUUGAGGUGUUCACAGAGUACUUCAAGGAGCUGGAGGAGGAGAGCAUUCAGGACAAUUUCGUGGUCGUGUACGAGCUCCUGGACGAGCUGAUGGACUUUGGCUUCCCUCAGACGACCGACAGCAAGAUCCUACAGGAAUACAUCACUCAGGAAGGUGCCAAGCUUGAGGUGGCAAAGUCCAAGGUGCCGACCACCGUCACCAACGCUGUCUCGUGGAGGUCAGAGGGGAUCAAAUACAAGAAGAACGAGGUCUUUAUUGACGUCAUCGAGUCCAUCAACGUGCUGGUGAAUGCCAAUGGCAGUGUGAUGAGCAGUGACAUCGUGGGCAGCAUCAAGCUGAAAACGAUGCUGUCUGGGAUGCCUGAGCUGAGGCUGGGCCUGAACGAUCGAGUGCUCUUCGCUCUCACUGGACGUGACAAGGGAAAGACUGUGGUGAUGGAGGAUGUGAAGUUCCACCAGUGUGUCCGUCUGUCACGCUUUGAGAGCGACCGAACAAUCUCCUUCAUCCCUCCGGACGGGGAGUCUGAACUCAUGUCCUACCGCAUCAACACCCACGUGAAGCCUUUAAUAUGGAUUGAAUCAGUCAUAGAGAAAUUCUCCCACAGUCGGGUGGAAAUCAUGGUGAAGGCGAAGGGACAGUUCAAAAAACAGUCUGUGGCAAAUAACGUGGAAGUGAGGGUUCCCGUCCCGAGCGACGCCGACUCACCCAAGUUCAAAACCAGCACGGGCAGCGCCAAAUAUGUGCCGGAGAAGAACCUGGUGGUGUGGACCAUCAAGUCAUUCCCCGGAGGUAAAGAGUUUCUCAUGAGAGCUCAUUUUGGUCUGCCGAGUGUGGAGAACAGCGAGCUCGAGGGCAAACCUCCCAUCACUGUCAAAUUUGAAAUCCCGUACUUCACAGUGUCUGGAAUACAGGUGCGAUACAUGAAGAUCAUUGAAAAAAGCGGUUAUCAGGCUUUACCGUGGGUCCGAUACAUCACGCAGAGCGGAGACUACCAGCUGAGGACCAACGUGUAAACCCUGAAGGACUGACUGCGUGUUCGUCCAGAGCAGCGACGAUCGAUGAUCACUUUAACCUGACUGAAAGAAUGUCUUUAAAUUUCACCGGCUCUAUUUAAUGUCACUGAUAACUGUUUUUAAAAAUCUGUGUGCAGCUUGAUUUUAAUGUUUCUACUGUGGGACCACUGCAAAUUAUUUAAAUGCUUAAUGAAAUUAUU